Messenger RNA from Racocetra persica, 317 nucleotides. NCBI's taxonomy places the organism in Eukaryota, Fungi, Glomeromycota, Glomeromycetes, Diversisporales, Gigasporaceae. The record is from the annotation of a GenBank genome assembly.
GUGAAACUACCAAAAACCCAUGGGGAAUUAUACAAUCACUUUCCUGCUGUGGCAUCAAGAAAAAAGUUCGAAACAUUCUCUAUGAUCAUCUGAAAGAUCAGAUUCCAUUUGCUGAUGAAGGUGUGCAUUUAGACUAUCCUCCCGAAAGAGUCGAAGAUAGAUUAACUGCGAUCGAACAGCGGCAUAAAGCUUUAGAAUUUCUUCUUCAAGAUUAUGUAGUUAAUGUUAACAUUCUUUUCGAUAAAGAUUUUAACAGAAUUCAUAAUUAUUCAAAAACCAAAGACGAUAAAUUAUUAAAAGUAGAAGAAUUAGAGUAA